Molecule: messenger RNA, 693 nt
Organism: Aspergillus thermomutatus
Lineage: Eukaryota; Fungi; Ascomycota; Eurotiomycetes; Eurotiales; Aspergillaceae
Gene: capA
Product: adenylate cyclase-binding protein
Exons: 1
Coding region: 1-693 (230 amino acids)
Biological process (GO): cytoskeleton organization; regulation of adenylate cyclase activity
Cellular component (GO): cytoplasm
Molecular function (GO): actin binding; adenylate cyclase binding
Source: RefSeq, a predicted model, not a curated record
AUGUCUGCAGUCUUCGCUCAGCUGAACCAAGGCGACGCCGUCACCUCCGGCCUCCGCAAGGUCGAUAAGUCCGAGAUGACGCACAAGAACCCCAGCCUGCGUGCGGGCUCAACGGUUUCUGAACGCCCAAGCUCUCAGGGUAGCAUUUCCCGCUCCAAGUCACCUGCCCCGAGCAAGAAGCCCAAGCCGGAGAGCAUGCGUGCUCGUAAGCCGCCGCGUAAAGAGCUCGAAGGCAACAAGUGGCUCCUUGAGAAUUUCGAUAACCCCGGUGGAAUCAUCGAGAUCUCCGCUCAGCAGAAUCAAUCUAUCCUAAUCAGCCGUUGCAACAAGACAAUCGUGAAGGUGAACAACAAGGCCAACGCGAUUUCCAUCGAUAACUGCAACGGCCUUUCCAUCAUCGUGGACUCGCUUGUCAGCAGCCUCGAUGUCAUCAAGUCUCCCAAAUUUGCUCUGCAGAUUGACGGUGUCGUGCCCACUCUUCUGCUUGACCAAGUCGACGGUGCGACUAUCUACCUUGGACAGCAGAGCUUGGCUACCGAGGUCUUCUCUAGUAAAUGCACGGCUGUCAACAUCAUGCUCCCGCCUAAGGAGGGAACAGAUGAGGAUACCAAGGAGUGUCCCGUUCCAGAACAGAUCAAGUCGUAUAUCAAAGAUGGGGUCCUCGUGAGCGAAAUUGUCGAGCAUGCAGGCUAG